UCUUAUUACCCACAGUUCAGUUUCACUCACUGAUCAUCGAUACUGGUGUCAACCGUCAUCUAACAACAUCAUGACCCCUCCGACACCAAGACUGUUUAUUAUUCGACAUGGUGAAACAGAAUGGUCCUUGAAUGGACGGCAUACUGGAACAAGCGACAUUCCUCUGACAGUCCGUGGAGAGGAACAAAUCAAGUCCAAAGCACAUGUCUUGGUCGGCGAAGGCAAACCCAUCGAUCCACAGAAUCUCUGUGUCGCCCUCGUAUCUCCCCGUCAGCGAGCACACAGAACGUUCCACUUGUUAUUCGAGCAUUUGUCCAAGGUCCCGGAUCACAUCAUUGAUGAGUCCGUUAGAGAAUGGGACUAUGGGAAGUAUGAAGGCUUGUUUAAGCAUGAAAUUCUUGCGAUAGACCCUAAAUGGGAGAUUUGGAGAGAUGGCUGUCCCGGAGGCGAGAGUGCUCAGGAGAUGCGCGAUCGCGUUGAUUGUGUGAUCGCCAAGGUUCGUGAGUACCACAGACAAUAUUUUGAAGAAGGCAAGGGAACACGCGACGUGCUAAUUAUUGCUCACGGCCACUUCAAUCGUGUCCUCAUUUCCCGAUGGAUAAAGUUUGAACUCGCUUUAGGAACUCGAUUCAAUGUGGAACCUGGAGGAGUCUCUGUCCUGAGCUAUAAUCAUAAUUCCCUCGAUGAACCAGCCUUGAACGCUUUGAAUUUGUAUGCUGACCUCAAAUAAUUUUUGUUGUAUACUCUAGAUGUAGACCUUCAGACCUUGUUGCAGGCUGUGAAAUAUGUGAAUUUGUGUCCCCUA
Messenger RNA from Suillus bovinus, 805 nucleotides. RefSeq names its product histidine phosphatase superfamily. NCBI's taxonomy places the organism in Eukaryota, Fungi, Basidiomycota, Agaricomycetes, Boletales, Suillaceae. The record is from RefSeq and is a predicted model, not a curated record. The transcript is spliced from 9 exons. Gene Ontology annotation, molecular function: sedoheptulose-bisphosphatase activity. The coding region runs from base 71 to 730 and encodes 219 amino acids. Gene Ontology annotation, biological process: ribose phosphate biosynthetic process.